Molecule: messenger RNA, 726 nt
Organism: Quercus robur (English oak)
Lineage: Eukaryota; Viridiplantae; Streptophyta; Magnoliopsida; Fagales; Fagaceae
Exons: 2
Coding region: 1-726 (241 amino acids)
Source: RefSeq, a predicted model, not a curated record
AUGGCAGCCACAAAGGUAAGCCUGAAGCUUUUGAUUGACAAAAAGAGUCACCAAGUGCUCUUCGCUGAAUCAGGCAAGGAAUUUGUUGAUUUCCUUAUUACCAUUCUCGCUCUGCCUGUCGGAACUGUUAUUAGGCUGCUUAAAAAGCAAGGGAUGGUUGGCUGCUUGCAAAACUUCUACGAGAGCAUUGAAAAUUUGAGUGAUACUUACCUUCAGCCAGACCAAAACAAGGACUCUCUGCUGAAGCCUGAAGUAUACUUUUCUGGUGGUGUAGUCCCUCUCCAAUUGCCAAAUGUUGAAUCAUCAUCAACAUCCAGGAAAUUCUAUAGGUGUAACAAUACAAGUAAUAGCUACGGCUACAGCACCAACUGUAUUUCAUACGUGUCUGCUAACAGCAGAGCAAUCUGUCCUUCUUGCCAGAAUUCCAUGAGCCGCGAGCUAAAUUUCGUAGACCCUCCAAGCUCAAUCAAUCCAGGGUCCUCAAGUGAGGGAGGGUACGUGAAAGGGGUGGUUACAUACAUGGUAAUGGAUAAUCUGGUGGUGAAUCCUUUGUCAACUAUUUCUAGUAUCACUCUGCUUAACAAUUUUAAUGUCAAAGAAGUAGGAAAUCUUGAGGAGAAAGUGGUCGAUUUGGGCAUGGAUGAGGGUGUGAAAUUGUUGAAGGCUUCUCUGCUGUCGAAUAGUGUUCUCACUGAUAUCUUCCUCCCAAAGUUGAGCAUGAAAUAA